AUCAUGUUUUAGGAUAGUCUAAAGCUUUUGGAACCGAGGCCAUGGCGGCGUGCAUCCAAGCGUUGGCAAUUAGAGCAACGCUUCCAUCUACGUUUCUGGGUACGUCGCAGGUGUCAUGGAGGCGGCAACAGCGCCUGGUUCUCGCCAAUCCAUCCAGCUCCCGGGUCUCGGCGUGGUUUAAAUUCGGGAACCGGGGAUUGGAUUCGCAAGGAGCUGGAAUCUAUGGCAGCCAGAAGAGGGACGAUUUCAACAAGGACGACGUCGAACAGUACUUCAACUACAUGGGAAUGCUGGCGACCGAGGGAUCCUACGAUAAGAUGGACGCGCUGCUCAACGAGGGUCUCCAUCCGGUGGACAUUCUAUUGCUCAUGGCUUCUUCCGAGGGAGAUAAGCCCAAAAUCGAGGAGCUUCUUCGCGCUGGAGCUAGCUACACGGUGAAAGACGGCGAGGGAAGAACAGCAUUGGACAGGGCUAAAGACGACGAGAUCAGAGAUCUCAUCCAGAACUUCCAGACCGUCCCUUCCCCGUGAAAAUCUGUCCAUCGUAUAGGAUCAAUCCAAGUUUCCCUCCAAGGUUUUGUUGGA
This is a messenger RNA of Selaginella moellendorffii, 584 nucleotides long. RefSeq names its product protein LHCP TRANSLOCATION DEFECT. Gene Ontology annotation, cellular component: chloroplast stroma; chloroplast envelope. NCBI's taxonomy places the organism in Eukaryota, Viridiplantae, Streptophyta, Lycopodiopsida, Selaginellales, Selaginellaceae. The record is from RefSeq and is a predicted model, not a curated record. Gene Ontology annotation, biological process: intracellular protein transport; granum assembly. The transcript is spliced from 2 exons. The coding region runs from base 42 to 530 and encodes 162 amino acids.